Molecule: messenger RNA, 2887 nt
Organism: Thrips palmi
Lineage: Eukaryota; Metazoa; Arthropoda; Insecta; Thysanoptera; Thripidae
Product: targeting protein for Xklp2 homolog
Exons: 11
Coding region: 16-2391 (791 amino acids)
Biological process (GO): regulation of mitotic spindle organization; activation of protein kinase activity
Cellular component (GO): spindle; microtubule
Source: RefSeq, a predicted model, not a curated record
UGUUUUGAUCCCCUGAUGAUCGUCGCUUGUCGAGAUGUGACCCUAACGCAAUCUGCAGAAACCGUUGCUUGCUGCUACACAUUUGGUGGGAAGGAACGGAAAGUCCGGGUCAGUGUUGUGGACGAAAGCAGGCGGCUGUUUACAGCUCUCCUGACGAAAGCGUUUUUACAUUCUAUCGGGGCAGCCAUGGAUUAUGAUUUUGAAGCCCCCACAUAUGUCAACUUUGCCGAAGCUAUGGAUGAAGAUGAAUCAGAAGUCUCCAGAUACUUCGAUGUUGAGCAUGAAGAGUCCUUUUCUCGUCUGAAGGGCACUCCAGGGGUCGUUCUUCCCGGUGGACUGCGUGCAUCAGCGAAAAAGGCAUCAGUUGGAUCUGCUUCUUCUGACAUGAAUGAUUCGAAGAGGCGAACCAGUCAGCAAGGCACUACUUCAGCGAAGCCAAGUAGCAGGACCACUACACCAGCAAAAAGGAGAUCUUCUUUAAGACAGAGGACCUCCACAGUGAAAACACCAAGCAAGUUAAAGACCCCAGCAAGUGUGAAACGUCUUGGCCGAGGCAAGGUUUCUACUACCACCCCAGGGAAAGUUGUUGCUGCUUUAACUGCGUUAAAACUGACUCCAGCACACAAAGUGGCAGUUACACCUGGUAGUGCUAAGCGAAAGCAGAAUACUGAUGACCAGCAGUCAUCACCUUCGAAACGAGCCAAACUUACUCCCAAGACCAACACUGUUGCAGCAACAAGUAUGGAAGUUUCACCUCCUGCUUUAAAUGUCAAUGGUCUUCUUCAGCAAGCUAUUAAAACACUUAAUGAUUCAACCCGGAAAGGAAAGCGAAAUGUAACCGGGCAGUUAGUCUCUCUGGUUGAUGGUAUUGAAGUGCCCUGCCUUCCAGACAAAGAGCACAACAUGGAAACAAGAGCAGACAAAGCAGCACGUGAUCCGCCAAUUCAAUUAAGAUCAAGAUCUAUUGUGAAAACUUUGACCGAGAAGGAAGGUGCAGCCCGACCUAGGCCAAGGCCUCAGUCAAGUGACAGAUUGGUAUUGCCUUGCAAGGAUUUCAAGUCCAGAUCAAAGUCGAUAGAUCGUCUGGUUCAUAAACCAAUUAAAGCAGCAGAACCCUUCAUAAGUCUUGCAGAGGCAACAAGUCGUUUCCAAAAUAAGACCCCUCUUCGGUUCAGAGUCAAGCGCCGUGAUUCGCCUGCAAAUAAAGUGAAAGGGCCUAUUUUGGCUUUGAGAGCCACUAUUCCGCAAUCCCCUGCAUUGAGAGUCAAACAUCGCAACAGACCUGUCACAGCAUUGUCGAGGGAGGAGCAAGAAGCCAUUGAACUUGAAGAAUUGCGCAAGAACAAAAUAAAGCCAGUUCCAUUGCCUGACAAAAUACUGAAGAGCGUUCAGUCAGUGCCAAGGUUUGAAAAGAAGCCAGCAACUCUUCCUGAGCCUUUCAAUAUAACUGAAGUGAAGAAAAGGGAGCCCAGUCCUGCACCAGAACCAGCUCGAUUCAUGGCACGCCCCAUGCCGAAGAAGAUAUUUGAAGGCCCUGUAGGACUUGCUGAGAAAAAGCAAUUCCCACUGACUGAACCCAAGUCUCCAUCAUUUUGUGCAAAUGCUUUGAAGCGUGCCAAGGAAGCUACAUCUCGUGUAACACCUUUAAAACAUAUGAACAAGAUAACAAUGAAAGUUCUAGAGGAGACUGGUGGGGUCCAGAUUUUGAGAGAGAAACCUCUGGGUCACUUGGGUGUUCCAUACACUGCUCAAACAGUUAAGACGACAACAGAGGUGAAGCCAUUUAGUUUUGAGGAAAGGGACAAAGAGAGAAUUCAAAGGAAAGAAGAAAAGCUUAAAGAGCUACAGAAACAGCUAUCAGCCAAGCCUUCCUUUCAUGCAAACCCUCUUCCAUCUUUCAAAACACCACCACGGAUUCAACGCACUGCAUCACCUGCUCCACGGUCAAGAACUCCAGUUGUACUUAAACGUGACAGCUUGCAGAAGUCUGCUGCAACCAUUCCUGAUUCUAAGCCUGCUUUGAUCUCGAAUUUCAAGGCUCGUGCUCCUACUGUUCUUCAUAGGAAGCCAUUUGAGCCCGUUAAACCGAAAAGACAACUCCCAUUGCCAGAUGUCACUUUAGCUUCAGAGAUCCGCGCCAAAGAUAGGGAGGUAUAUGAUCGUCAACUGAUGCAGAGGGAGCAAGAAAUGGAGGCUGCAAGGCAACAGUUAAAGGCUGAGAAAGAAAAAAGAGAAAUGGAAGAAAUUGCUCUUUUAAGAAAGCAGGUUGUUCACAAACCCAAUCCUGCGCCAAAAGUAAAACCCUUUGAACCUCAGCCCAGCAACAAACCUCUAACAGAUCCCAACACUCCAUUCUGCCUCAAGCGAUCCAGAAAGGUUAAUGCUGUAUGAGGAAAUUGCAAUCUGUGGCCCAACAUUCAGUUCUGGACCACUGCAUUUGUCAUUCCCGCUUAAGGUUUGUGAGAAGUAUAAAUAUAUAUUGCAGACUGUUAAUUUGCACUUGAUGUCUCAAUUAGAUCUAAAGAUAGUUCUUGGUGUUAAAAUAGACAGCUUUUAUUCAUGGAGAAUGUAUAUUAGCUUUAGUGCCUUUAUAUUUGUAAGUUAAUUGUAAGUGAAUUUUUUCACUGACCACUUUUGGGAUGAAUAUCCUGUUGUGAUUGGUCACAAUUUAAUUACUUAAGGACUCAUUAUGGACUUUUACUCUGGAAGGAUUUUAUUUAAAGAAUAACUUUUUGAAGAGAAUAUAAUCAUUCCGUUCUCUAACUUUAUGUCAUAUGUGUGCAUACACACCUUUUAAAAGUAAACUUUUAAUACACUAGAUGUUUGUGAUUUUGUAAAAGCAUGUGAGAUGAACAUAAAAGAAAUAAAAGCUUUAUAAAUACCUGAA